Gossypium arboreum is the source of this 2547-nucleotide messenger RNA. RefSeq lists its product as uncharacterized. Bases 94 to 2547 code for a protein of 817 amino acids. Gene Ontology annotation, molecular function: polygalacturonase activity. The transcript has 19 exons. The record is from RefSeq and is a predicted model, not a curated record. Gene Ontology annotation, biological process: carbohydrate metabolic process. NCBI's taxonomy places the organism in Eukaryota, Viridiplantae, Streptophyta, Magnoliopsida, Malvales, Malvaceae.
UUAUGAAAACAAUUUACUAUAUAUAUGUAUGCCUGCAUGCAUGUAUGUAUCUUCCAUUCCACAUACGCAUCAAAUUAAGAAAUCAUCAAUACUAUGGCAACUUUGAAAAUCUUCUUCUUUGUCCUUUUGAUCCAAUGCACUAUAUUCACUGGCUCUUCUCGUCAGUUGAAGAAGAGCAACAUAAAUAUUGAUAGCUAUGGUGACAAUACAGCCAAUGUCAUUAGCUUUGGAGCUAUUGGAGAUGGAAAGAAGGAUGAUUCUAAGGGGUUUAAGCGUGCAUGGGAUGCUUGCGAUUCAUCAACUCCGUCACCAACCUUUCUUGUACCUCAAGGGAAGACGUUUCUGCUGCAACCUUUAACUUUCAACGGCAAACAUUGCAACUCUAAUAACAUUACUUUCCAGAUUGAUGGGAGAAUCAUAGCCCCAACCAAACCUUCUACAUGGGAAUGCAAUACAAAUUGUCACCAUUGGAUUGGCUUUAUGAAUUUCGAUGGUCUCCACAUUCAAGGAUCUGGUACCAUCAAUGGCCAGGGAGAUAAUUGGUGGAAACUUUCUUGCAAAGAUAACCAAAAGUCGUGCCAACUUCGGAAACCAACGGGUUUUAUGAUAGGACACUCCAAGAAUGUAGAUAUCAAAGGUUUAACCUUUGAAGACAGUCCCAAAAUGCACAUUGCAUUUGAAGACUCUACUUCGAUUCAUGCCACACAACUUACAAUCAAAGCUCCUGGAAACAGCCCCAACACUGAUGGCAUUCACAUCCAACGUUCCACCAAUGUCUCUAUCCACAAUACAACCAUUCAAACCGGUGAUGAUUGUAUAUCAAUUGGAGACGGCUCUAAAUAUAUCAAUAUUACUAACAUCGAAUGUGGUCCGGGUCAUGAAAUAAGCAUUGGGAGCCUUGGAAUUAUGGGGAAAACUGAGAAAGUUGAAUUUGUUCAUGUAAGAAAUGUUUCUUUCCAUGGAACAACUAAUGGAGUUAGAAUCAAAACUUGGCAGGGAGGACAUGGUCAUGCGAGGAACAUUAGAUUUGAAGAUAUAACUUCUCAUGCUUCAACUCGACCUAUUGUUAUCGAUCAAUAUUAUUGUCCUCAUAAACAAUGCAAAAAUCAAACAUCAGCUCUAGAAAUUAGCAAUAUAGCUUAUGAAAACAUCAAUGGCACAUCACAGAAAGAAACAGCAGUACAACUUUCAUGUAGUGAAUUCAAUCCUUGUAGAAACAUUACCAUGAAAAACAUUAACUUGAGAAAUAAGAAGCAAAAAGGCAAAACUUCAUCGUAUUGCCUCAAUGCUCAUGGCUUGAGAAAUGGAAAGUGCACUAUAUUCACUAGCUCUUCUCGUCAGUUGAAGAAGAGCAACAUAAAUAUUGAUAGCUAUGGUGACAAUACAUUCAAUGUCAUUAGCUUUGGAGCUAUUGGAGAUGGAAAGAAGGAUGAUUCUAAGGGGUUUAAGCGUGCAUGGGAUGCUGCUUGCGAUUCAUCAACUCCGUCACCAACCUUUCUUGUACCUCAAGGGAAGACGUUUCUGCUGCAACCUUUAACUUUCAACGGCAAACAUUGCAACUCUAAUAACAUUACUUUCCAGAUUGAUGGGAGAAUCAUAGCCCCAACCAAACCUUCUGCAUGGGAAUGCAAUACAAAUUGUCACCAUUGGAUUGGCUUUAAGAAUUUCGAUGGUCUCCAUAUUCAAGGAUCUGGUACCAUCAAUGGCCAGGGAGAUAAUUGGUGGAAACUUUCUUGCAAAGAUAACCAAAAGACGUGCCAACUUCGGAAACCAACGGGUUUUAUGAUAGGACACUCCAAGAAUGUAGAUAUCAAAGGUUUAACCUUUGAAGACAGUCCCAAAAUGCACAUUGCAUUUGAAGACUCUACUUCAAUUCAUGCCACUCAACUUACAAUCAAAGCUCCGGGAAACAGCCCCAACACUGAUGGCAUUCACAUCCAACGUUCCACCAAUGUCUCUAUCCACAAUACAACCAUUCAAACCGGUUUCUUUCUUUCUUCCUUUGCUGGUGAUGAUUGUAUAUCAAUUGGAGAUGGCUCUAAAUAUAUUAAUAUCACUAACAUCGAAUGCAGUCCGGGUCACGGAAUAAGCAUUGGGAGCCUUGGAAUUAUGGGGAAAACUGAGGAAGUUGAAUUUGUUCAUGGAGGACAUGGUCAUGCAAGGAACAUUAGAUUUGAAGAUAUAACUUCUCAUGCUUCAACUCGACCUAUUGUUACCGAUCAAUAUUAUUGCCCUCAUAAACAAUGCAAGAAUCAAACAUCAGCUGUAAAGAUUAACAAUAUAGAUUAUGAAAACAUCAAUGGCACAUCACAUAAAGAAACAGCAGUGCAGCUUUCUUGCAAUGAAUCCAGACCUUGUAGAAACAUUACUGUCGAAACCAUUUUUUUGAAAAAACAGGGAUCUACUUUGGUGACAGUGAAGGCGAUGGGACGGGGCCUUGGAGGCACUGACAAUGCACAUGGGAGGGUAGGAGGAGCGGCGCCUAACCUUUCAGAAACCCUAGGAUUUCUGAUUAGGUUUAGGUUCUUGGGCCUUUGGGCCCCAUAA